This is a messenger RNA of Archocentrus centrarchus (flier cichlid), 1821 nucleotides long. It is a transcript of the gene sugct, whose product is annotated as succinyl-CoA:glutarate-CoA transferase. The coding region runs from base 16 to 1380 and encodes 454 amino acids. The transcript has 14 exons. Gene Ontology annotation, cellular component: mitochondrion. Gene Ontology annotation, molecular function: succinate-hydroxymethylglutarate CoA-transferase activity. The record is from RefSeq and is a predicted model, not a curated record. Lineage: Eukaryota; Metazoa; Chordata; Actinopteri; Cichliformes; Cichlidae.
GGUUCCGGUAGCUUGAUGCUAACAAGUGGGAAGAUGUCGGUUUCUCUCGGGAUAUUGAAAAGCUGUGUCGGGGCUCUCUGUCCGGCCGGUUUCCCAUCGCUGCUGCAGAGGAAUCCGCCGCUGCGGUGUGCGGCCGGCGGGCGGUGGAAGUCAAACACACGGACAGGAGAAACCCAUCGGCCACUAGAGGGCGUCACAGUCCUGGACCUGACGAGAGUUCUGGCCGGUCCAUUUGCCACCAUGAUCCUGGGAGACCUGGGAGCCCAGGUGAUCAAAGUGGAGAGGCCAGGUGCAGGUGAUGACACCAGAGCCUGGGGUCCUCCGUUUGUGUCCUCAGAGAGCGCCUAUUUCCUCAGCGUCAACCGCAACAAGAAGAGUAUCGCCGUGGACCUGAAACAUCCCAGAGGAGCGCAGAUCAUCCGGGAGCUCACAGGAGUGUGCGACGUGCUGCUAGAAAACUACGUGCCGGGGAAACUCCAUCAGAUGGGUUUAGGAUACGAGCAGCUGAGCGCAGUGAACCCACGGCUCAUCUACUGCUCCAUCACAGGUUACGGUCAGACUGGUCCUCACGCUCAGAGUCCUGGGUACGACUCCAUCGCCUCGGCGGUGUCUGGGAUGAUGCACAUCACGGGGUCAGAGGACGGCGACCCGGUGCGUCCAGGAGUUGCCAUGACAGACUUGGCAACGGGGCUGUACGCGCACGGGGCCGUCAUGGCCGCCCUGCUGCAACGGGUGAAAACUGGGAGAGGCGUUCACAUCGACUGCAACCUGCUGUCAUCACAGGUUUCCUGUCUCAGCCAUAUUGCUGCUAACUAUCUGAAUGCAGGGAAGGAGGCGAGGCGCUGGGGGACGGCCCAUGAGAGCAUCGUACCUUAUCAGGGCUUCAAGACCAAAGACGGCCACAUCAUUGUGGCUGCAGGCAACGACAAGCAGUUUGUGCGAGUCUGCCAGGUCCUGGAGCUGAUAGAGCUCACAGAGGAGCCGAAGUACAAAACCAACAAGCUGAGAGUCCAGAACCGCAAACAGCUGCUGCACACACUGUCGCAGAGGUUCUUGCAGGAGACCACGGCUGAUUGGCUGAAGAGGUUCGAGGGCUCAGGAGUUCCAGUUGGGCCAAUCAACAGCAUUCAGGAAGUGUUCGCUGAGCCGCAGGUGAAACACAAUGGCCUCAUACAGGAGAUGAACCAUCCAACAGCAGGUCGCAUCGCUGUAGUCGGUCCGGCGGUUCGGUUCAGCAGCUUCUCUCCAAGCGGGCCCACGCCCCCUCCUCUGAUUGGCCAGCACACCGUGGAAGUGCUGCGGGAUGUCUUAUCCUACAGUGACGACAUCAUCAAAAACCUGCUGGAGUCGAAGGCGGUGGCCCAGAACGAAGUGCCCUGAUUAGCUGAAAGAGGAAAAAAUUAACAACAGGAACAAAAAAAACAAACUGAUUAAAUUCAAUCAGUCAAUCAAACCUCAGUGACAAUGAACUGAUCAUUAGUUUGAUUUCAGAGGACAGACGACUGCUGUUGCUCAGUCGCAAAGAUCAAAUUCCAAUUUUUAAGCAUUACUUCAAAUGAUUUCUGAAUGUUGGAAACAUCCUGAGUGUGUUUUAUGAAGUUUACUCGGGUGAAGUUUGUUUGAUGGCACUACAGUAGCAGAAGCAUCAUUUUACUACGCACUGCAGGAACCACACACACAUGCUCAGAUCACUGCAAAUACCAAAGAACCAGAUCAGACCUCAUUGCUCUCUUUCAGUCCUUUAAAGUGUUGCUCAGAUCUUUAUUCAGAACUGUUUACAAACGUGAUGUGAUUUUAAAUAAAACUUUUAAAUCAUUUUAA